AUGAUAGAUUCUUUUCGCGUUGUGAUUCUAUUUUAUUUGAUUCACAUACUUUCCAAGAAACUCUUUCAUGCCCAUGAAAAUACUGGAUCAUUUUACACUUCGGGAUGUAGCUAUACAUCAAACAUCAACAACUUAACUGUGCAAGAACAUGGUAAGAACUACAACCUUCCCCUAGUUGCGAUCAACUGCACCAAAAGAAACCUCAAUGAAUUCCCAGCAGAAUUGCCAAUUAACACUGGUAGACUACUCCUCAGUUUCAACGCGAUUUCAAGAUUAAACGCUAUUGAAAUGGAGAAGAUUCGGCACGUGCGAGAAUUGUUCAUGGAAGGAAACAAUAUGUCAUUUAUUGGACAAAGGAGCUUUCUAAAUAACAAAAUGUUACAGACACUGAAUCUGGGAGCAAACAAACUGACUGACCUCACCCCAGGAAUAUUUGAAGGGUUGAAAAACCUACUGAAUCUGUAUCUUGAUCGAAACUGGAUCACUCAACUACAUAAUGGAACUUUCCAGAGUUUGAAUUCCCUAAUCAAUCUUGAUUUGAGUGCGAAUGAAAUUUCUGAAAUCAGCGAAGGAGCAUUCAGCGGCCUCAAACAACUGAUUUAUCUUGACUUAUCUAGAAAUGAGUUGGGUACAGUCUUACCGAAUCAUUUCAGUAAACUUUCGUCACUUCAUACACUGAAUCUUGGUUUCAACAGGAUUAGCUCUCUUGAAGAAGAAGCAUUUUCUGAAUGUACAAACUUGAAAUUCCUUUCCCUAAAUCAUAACAAUUUUACUUUUGUACCAAAAGAGGCCAUGAAGCCGUUAAAGGCCCUUAAAAAACUAGACCUCAGUGGAAACCUAGUAGCGUUUAUUCCUUUGGAUGUUUUCGUCACUUUACGUUCCUUGGAAUUCCUCAAUGUAAGUUUUUGCGAAGUUCGAGUGUUUCAUGGUAUGAAUCUAAAGAAAAUUAUGCCUCAGUUAAAGCUUGCUGUUAAUAACAACCCACUAGAAUGCACUUGUGAUAUGCUUUGGAUGAAAGAAUGGCUUAACGAUGAUCCCACCGUAUUUUAUCACUGGCCACAAGUCAAGUGCAAGUUUCCCAAGAGGUUAAGCGGAAGAACAUUGGCGGGGUUAAACAAUUCUGAGAUGAAUUGCACGUGUGAUCGUUGCCAACUGUCAUUCAAGUGCUUUUUGGGAGAAAAAACGUGCAAGUGCGCGAGCGAGUGGGCGGGUCUAUCAUGUCUUGACACAUGUCAAUUUCAUAAUGACAGUAUUGGCAUGUUAUAUGAAAUGGUGUGCAGCUCUUCACAAGGAAAAUGUUUUUGCUCUAAUAUGUCCGAAGUCUGCGUAGAAAAUGCUCAACUUAUCAAUUCAAACCUAACAUGGCAGUGUACUUGUAAACCUGGUUUCCAAGGAGACGGGUUUAUUAACUGUUCUGAUAUUGAUGAAUGUGCGCAAGCGCACAGUGUAUGCGACAAAAGCGCUGACUGCAUUAACACAGAAGGCUCGUAUCGAUGCUUCUGUCCAAAUGGUUACCAGGGAGACGGAAUAAUCUGUCAGUCAAUGAAACAUCAAAAUAAGACUGUGUCUAUAGUUACAACCACGUUUUCCGUACUUGUUUUCGUUGUCCUGAUCGUUGCACUGGGUUGUUGCAUCGCUCCCAAAAGAAUCCAAAAGAUCAGAAAUGCCAAACGAUCCACGGACAGGAAGAGAAAAAGAAAACAGUCUACUAGGCGGUAUGUUGACCUGUACAACGUUCACGAGUUAGGAUUCACUAACAUCGUUUGUACGCAAGAAGAAUGUCUAAGAGAUGACAAAUGGGAAAUCCCCCGUGAGAAGCUACACAUCUUUGCAGCCAUUGGAGAGGGUGCGUUUGGUGUUGUAAUGGAAGGAUCGUUAGAUACAGACGAAGGAGCUAUAAAAGUAGCCGUAAAGACCUUAAAGCCAGGCGCUGAUCGCUAUGACUAUAAAGACUUGAUGGCAGAACUGUCAAUCAUGAAGCAGGCCGGAAGUCACCCUAACAUCGUCAGCCUCUUGGGAGCGUGUUCUGUGGAAGGACCGCUGUACUUAGUGAUGGAGUUCGUUUCCGGCGGAAACCUGCUAUGCUUCCUUCGAAAAAGCAGGUGUCAACAUCCACAUUAUAUCAAUAUCACCUCGUCUCUCAACGAGCGAGAAUUGCUGAACAUUGCCAAAGACGUCGCUGAUGGAAUGAGUCAUCUGAGUAAUCUAAACAUAGUGCAUCGAGAUUUGGCUGCAAGGAAUAUUUUACUGACUGAAAACAAGAUUGCGAAAGUGACAGAUUUUGGACUUGCUCGAGACUUGCAAUCAGAGGGUGUUUAUACCAAAACUACGGCUGCGGGGAGACUCCCGGUGAAGUGGAUGGCACCUGAGUCCAUUCAAUUCCAUACAUAUACUUCCAAGUCAGAUGUUUGGUCUUUUGGGGUGUUGCUAUGGGAAAUAAUCUCAAUUGGCCAGUGUCCUUACCCGGGAAUUCCAGCGCGACUGCUGAUGAGGAAGCUUGUGAUUGGUUAUCGCAUGCAGAAGCCCUCUCAGUGCUCCGAUGACAUGUACGAGGUUAUGAGAGCCUGCUGGCAACUGGAUGCGGGCGCAAGACCUACUUUUGCUGAGUUAGCAAAAAUCUUGCACGAGUUUUUAGCGCGGACUGGACGUGCAUACAUCAACUUAGAAGGAGCAGAUUCAUAUUUGGAGCAAAUUCCGACAGCUUCUUUUGAUUUGAGAAGCGAGUUUGAAAAAGAUGAAUCAGAAAGCAAUGAUUUUACCGAAGGUUCCGAUGAGCUGGAGCGUGCGCAGAUUGAAAACGAUGUGGGAAGACACUCUGAAAGUUCUGCACAUGCGUCAUUUCAAUUCCAGACUGAAACAAUCCAUUAUAUGAUAACGAAGUUUUAA
This is a messenger RNA of Pocillopora damicornis (cauliflower coral), 2886 nucleotides long. RefSeq lists its product as uncharacterized. Gene Ontology annotation, molecular function: protein binding; calcium ion binding. The record is from RefSeq and is a predicted model, not a curated record. Lineage: Eukaryota; Metazoa; Cnidaria; Anthozoa; Scleractinia; Pocilloporidae. Gene Ontology annotation, cellular component: plasma membrane.